UGGUGAUUCCUGGGGUAGUCGGAAUAUCUCCACUCUUGAUGCCAUGACUAAGGAAUUAGGAGCACAUCUUUUGCAGACCCUUGAUGGAUUUAUUUUCGUAGUAGCACCCGAUGGGAAGAUCAUCUACAUCUCAGAGACUGCUUCGGUCCAUCUUGGUUUAUCGCAGGUUGAGUUAACGGGUAAUAGUAUUUAUGAAUAUAUCCAUCCUGCUGAUCAUGAUGAGAUGACUGCUUUACUCACUGCUCACCAACCAUACCAUACACAUCUACUUACAGAUUAUGAACUGGAACGUCAGUUUUUCUUGAGAAUGAAGUGCGUGCUGGCCAAGCGGAAUGCUGGAUUAACUUCGGGCGGUUACAAGGUGAUCCAUUGCCACGGUUACUUGAAGAUCAAGCAAUACACCAUGGACAUCGCCCCCUACGACGGAUGUUAUCAAAAUGUUGGUUUGGUUGCUAUCGGUCACUCGUUACCUCCUAGCUCACUCACCGAGGUUAAACUAUAUAAUAACAUGUUCAUGUUCAGGGCCAGUCUUGAUAUGAAACUAAUCUUCCUUGAUGGCAAAGUGGCAGUUCUGACUGGGUAUGAACCGCAGGACCUGAUUGAAAAGACGCUCUAUCACUUUGUACAUCCCAUGGAUAUCAUGCAUAUACGAUAUGCACAUCACACAUUGUUAUUAAAAGGUCAAGCCACAACCCGGUACUACCGAUUUCUAUCCAAGCAAGGAGGAUGGGUUUGGAUGCAGAGUGCUGCUACUAUUGUCCACAAUAGCCGAUCAUCUAGACCACACUGUAUCGUCAGUGUUAACACUGUACUAAGCAAAAUGGAAGAAAAGGAGCUUAUUCUUCAGUUUGAUCAACUCCAAGCCAAAACGGAAUCGAGUUUCUCCACUGUCGAGGAAAAGACGAGACCGAGUAAAAGCAAAAAGAAAAGCAAAUCAUCUAAAUACCAACCAUAUCAAGUGCAACCUCCUACACAGACCUUGCUCUAUCAAGAUGCUAUGUCAGCAGCAGCUGCUGCAAGUGAAUACACUCAGGCAAGGACUUAUGGUCAAUAUGCAACGGCUUGUGAGGUUCCAGUACCUACGCCGCAAUUGACAGCAGCCUACCAGGAAGGAUUGGAUAGAUACAAUGCCAUGUAUUCGGCAACUUAUGCCGCAGGCUACCAACAUAACAUGUACGCUGAUGGAACUUACGGUGCGUACGGAAAUUCGUUCGCGUACCCGACCGCCGAGGCAUACGCGCAUUGCGUGAACGAUAGAUUCUCGUCAUACCGCGGACAUUAUGGGGAUGACCGGUAUUACGGAUCGACAGACGCAGCGAGAAGUUAUUUCACGUGGACCGCCGCGCAUGGCUACGGGACAGACGCAUCGUCUUACGCUGAUACGCGCAAGAGUUCGCAUUCUUAUUCAGUGACGGAUAACCUGAGAAGUGCUCCAAGUACCUCCACAUGUUGCAAUGAUACCAGCGAUGUUCGACAUUUAGAAACACUUUCUCAAUCUUGCACCACAAUGACGUCACCGAAUAAUGGCGUUUCCACCGAACAAUCUCACACAGUAACGUCACCAGCGCAAACGGGUAGCCCUUCAGGCGUUACGACCGUUUCUCCGAGGGCAUAUAGUCAUGACAAAUCGCGACAAAGAAGGGAAAGUGAUACAGUCAGCAAUGGCAGCAGGAAGUUUGAGAGUCUGGUACACGCAACAGAAAGACUUGUCAAGGAAGAACGUCAUAAACUGAACAACAGCAGAUUGAAUGGUGUAAAUACAUCUCAAAAUGAUGUAACAAACACCCAUCAUAUGGGCCAAUCAGAAACAAGAAGAAGUUCUUCAGAGAACUCAUCGGUGAGAAAGAAUUCUUCUGGUGCAACCGAUAAUCGCGAUUCAAGAGACCUUCAUGAUAUUUCGUAUUCAACGCGCACGUCAGACCUCAACCGUCACACAUCUACCUACGAUAGCGCAAGAAGUACCAGUCCAAGUCGUAGGACAUCAUCCCUCCGUAAUGGACACACUUCACCCCCGUCCAUAAAUGGUACCUCCCGUCUCACUGACUAUUAUUCAGCCAAUAAGGACUCGUCGAUGUGCUAUUCAGGGAACACGGCUCUGGCGCGGACGUCGGCUUACGCCGCUUAUGGGACGUCGGAGGCGGCAAUAGCGGACCAGUGUCGAGAUCCCAAAGAAUACCCUUACUUUCAUAACUCCACCACGAUGUGUGAUAGAACAGGUUUAGGAUGGUAUGCAAAUGGCGCUCAUCUAAAGGAUCUCCAUAAUGCAUAUGCCUACUGAGAGAAUGAAAACUCCUGAACUCUGAUAAAAGAUAAACAUUAAUCCUAACUAUUGGGCAUUCAAUAUGAUUUAUAUGUUCUUACUCUUGUUAAGUGUAAACUCAAUAAAUGAGGUGUGAUUGGCUUUUUAGAUGUAUCUGUAUUGCCAUUUUUUUAAAGGUUUAGUCAAUAUUGCAAACUGCAAUUUAUCACGUUAAUAAUGUAAUAAAAGCCCCCACUUAAUCAAAUUGGUCAAAUAGACCUCUCACAUUGUCAGGGGGUAGCGCCGGGAGGCAAAACGACAUGAAGAUGAUGGUAUCAUUCUUUUUUCAUAAUUCAAUAAUUCAUCUUAAAAGAGAUACACGGCCCAGACCUCUCUGCUAAGAUAUUCUUCUUUAUCAUGUUUUUAACCCUUUCUCAACAUUUUCUCUUGUCCUCCU
Molecule: messenger RNA, 2696 nt
Organism: Lytechinus variegatus (green sea urchin)
Lineage: Eukaryota; Metazoa; Echinodermata; Echinoidea; Temnopleuroida; Toxopneustidae
Product: single-minded homolog 1-like
Exons: 8
Coding region: 44-2278 (744 amino acids)
Biological process (GO): regulation of transcription by RNA polymerase II
Molecular function (GO): RNA polymerase II transcription regulatory region sequence-specific DNA binding; DNA-binding transcription factor activity, RNA polymerase II-specific
Source: RefSeq, a predicted model, not a curated record